Molecule: messenger RNA, 1539 nt
Organism: Guillardia theta CCMP2712
Lineage: Eukaryota; Cryptophyceae; Pyrenomonadales; Geminigeraceae
Exons: 3
Coding region: 532-1077 (181 amino acids)
Biological process (GO): protein phosphorylation
Cellular component (GO): nucleus
Molecular function (GO): cyclin-dependent protein serine/threonine kinase activity; ATP binding
Source: RefSeq, a predicted model, not a curated record
AGCUUAAGGUAUCUUUGCGCUCGGCUCUGCCGAUUAGCGUGGUGUGCGCUUUGGUGCAUCCUGGUUGGUCUUUCUCCUGGGUUCUGGGGUUCCUCUUCUACUUGCAUUCCCACACCCUGCUGGUGCCUGGUCUUGAAAGGAGGAGGGAUUGAGUGUUUCGAAACUUUCUGAUUCGUCCUUGGAAGCUUUGCUACGGAGGCGUCAGACAGCAACUUCGUCGAGUUCGCUCAUCACUGAUAGACAGAGGCUAGGAACUCAAGGUAUCGGGAGCAUUAGAUUGGCAAACUAGGGUUUCAUUUCUCUUUGUAAGCUUGCUCCUUUACAGCUUGCAAGGUUAUAGCCGGCUCGUCUAGACGACUUUGUGUUGAGGCGACCGCUUUCUGCCUUGGGUACCGGAUUUCUUCAACGCCUUUCCUGCUCGAACAGCUUCUGACUUGCGUUCUGCAAGUUUAUCACAAGCCCAGAUUUGAUUCCAGCCCCUGCGGUCCCUUGUGGAUUCGGGUAUUCUUUGGGUUCUUGUUUUUGUGUAAAAUGGCAGCACGUUCAGAUGCCGCUUGCCUCAAUGAGAUUGGCGAUGAUACAACGUGCCAACGGCUCGACAAUGUACGAUCUUCCCUCAGGCGAUUGCUUGAGGCACUGGAUGCUAUGCAUACGGAUGGAUUAGUUCAUGGAAAUCUCACUUGGAAACACGUAAAAUGUGAUGGCGAAAUUUACGAGAUACUGGAUUGCAACGGAGAAACGCUUAUCUCACGAGAUCGCGAUGAUGGAAGUCCGCGAACCUGCGACCAAGCAUCGCUCUGGAAUCGCCCUCCAGAAUUGCUUGUGCAGGGCGUAGCUGACUUGCUGCAUUGUAGGACUGCCACACCUUCAGCGCAAGCUGUGGAUAUGUGGGCGGUUGGCUGCAUGCUUGCGGAACUGGUGAAUGGCGCUCCUUUGUUCGAGUCGGCGGAAACCACGUUUGAUCUUCUAAGUCUUCAUUCUCUUUUGAAGACACGGCUUGCGACAGAGCUGCUGGACAGAACGGUGUCGACGAGCUUGUUGACGGAUCGCUGUGCAACCAUGGUUUGGAUCUGUUGAACAACCUGUUGUCUUGUGACUGGCGUAUGCGACCCCUGCCCUCACAAGCUUUGAAACACCCUUUCUUCUCUGAAUGUGCUUGCACGCGAGGUCGACGGCUUGAGGCUGUUGAGCAGAGAAUAGGGUGUUUUGAGGAACGCAGCGGAUGUACACGUGAGAACGAGAAUGAGAAAGAGGGCAGCUCAGAUGCUCGAGUGUAUCAUUCUUUCUUGAGUGCAGAUCUGCAGUCAGGUAGCUCGUACUCGUUUCCUUUGGGUCUUCAGGCUCUAGUUGAUGAGCGAAAGAGGAAGCGAAAAUUCGAGGUUGAAGAUGAAAUUUACCCUCGUGGACCUGAGGAGUGGAUGAAACGGCAAUGUUUCCGUGAGUCUACUCCGCCAGGGCCAGAGAUGGAGGGAAGAAGUAGAUAAACGUUUAACUUGUCAAGUAGAUGUGUUGGUUGUUGAGUGAAAUACUAGUUACAUU